AUGUCGUCGACUCCGUCCUCGACCGAGAUCUCGACGGCUGCCGGCAUUUUGCAGGCGGCCUUGGACAGCGGAGUCGACCUGGCGAUCCACUUCGGCGGGUGGACCAGGUUGCAGAGGCGAGCGCUGGCGAUGGCUUUGGGGGCGUCGGAAGCCGCAUAUGCCGAUGCCAAGGCUGCGGCGGCGGCGCCGGCUGUGAAGAAGGCCCCGGCUCGGCCUCCGGUGGAUGUCGCUCCGGCCAAGGCGGCGUCACCGGCACCAUCAACAGUGACCCAGCCGGCGUCCGAGCCUAUGGGUCACCUUGAUUCGACUGCCGGCGGUCAGUCGGCCGUAUUCGGAAAGUCGCCUCCCCCGGCGACCUGGCGUGAAGUGGGGUUCCAGACCAGGGAGCACGCCGAGGCGGCGGCGGCCAUGAACUACGUGUCGGCCCUGGCGUUCUAUGCUGCCAUGGGGCGGGGCGAGCUGCAGGUGGGACCUCAGCAGGCAGCGUCGUCCUCCGGCGACCAGGCUGGCCCUCUGGAUGGCUACCUGGCGGAGGCCGACGCCAAGGCGGCAGAAGACAGGCGGAUGCGCGAGAUCCAGGAGCGCAUCGCCGGCGAAAUCCGGCAGGAUGAGGCCGAUCGGGAAGCGGCGUCGGGGUCGGGAUCCAGACCGGCGCAGCCAAGGGCUCGCUUCCCACAGCCGGCCACGACACCGGCGCCGGUCCAGGCACGCUAUCCGAAUGCCAACGCGAGCGGCCGAAGUCACCGGGACGGCGAGCUGCUGGAGGUCGCCGUUGACGAUCGGCUCCGUGGACUGAGCGCCGGGAGCCUCCAUCGCGCGGAUGUGGGCGAGAUGGAAGCAGAUGGCCUGGUCUUCCACGAGGCGGUGACGUCGGGCCGGCUACGGUUGCCGUGCGCCACCACGCCGGCUGAGGAUGACCAGGAACGACCGGCGCCCAAACGGGUCCGGCAGAAGCUGCCCGAACCGGCCAAGGCGAGAUGGGCGGCAGACGGCCGACGCUUCGCCCCCUGGCACUACGUCGAGGAGGCGAUGAUGCAUGACUCAGCCGGCCGGCUGCGCAUCAUCCCACCGCGGCCAAGGAGAAGCUGCACAUGCUGCCCCCCGGCUACACGGCGGCCGAUUUCCUCGACGACCGGGCCCGGCACAAGAGCCAACGGUUGGCAUUGGGGAGUGGCGCGCCGGCUGCUGGCUAUGUUGGUGGUUCUGACGGCGGCGGGCCCGGUGCAGGCGGCACCGGCCCCGGAACCCAGGCGGUCCACGAUGCAGUGGAUGGUCGAACAGUUCGGCGGCGGCCCAGUGCCCAUGGAGCCACCGCCGCGCCUGCGACCGGACCUGGAACUGCCCGACGACGACCCGGACAUGCAGCUGUGGACGCACUGGCGCCACGAGGUCACCCGGUUGCGACGGGAGGUGCUGGUCGAGCUGGCGCAGCUGGUCCAGGACAUGCGGGAGACCACGGACGAAUGGUUGGCGGCGCGGUCGGCGCCGGUCCGGUCUACCUACACGGUGCCCGGUAAGACCCGGCACACACAGAUCCCCGUCGUGCUGCACCUCCUGCAGAUGGUCGGCUACCCGGACGUGGCAGGCAUGACGUCGGACCUCACAGACGGCUUUGACAUGCUGGGCGAGGUCGGGCGCGGACCGGGCUGGAAGCCGCGGACAGACGGCCGAUACUCCAACCCG
This is a messenger RNA of Symbiodinium necroappetens, 1683 nucleotides long. Lineage: Eukaryota; Dinophyceae; Suessiales; Symbiodiniaceae. The record is from the annotation of a GenBank genome assembly.